Messenger RNA from Microbotryum saponariae, 873 nucleotides. The record is from the annotation of a GenBank genome assembly. NCBI's taxonomy places the organism in Eukaryota, Fungi, Basidiomycota, Microbotryomycetes, Microbotryales, Microbotryaceae.
AUGGAUCGUCCGUCACCUGCCAUCCCAUCCAUCACCUCGAACGGUGCACAUUCACCCUCCUCAUCCUCGUCACUCCAACCGAACCUCCCCCCCACACUCCCGCCUCAAGAACUGAUCGUCCUCUGCGGCCUCAUAGGAUCCGGCAAAUCGACCCUUUCCACCUCCCUCGUCCAGCUUCUUCCCCCAACCACCACACGUCGUCAAUGGGUCCGAGUGAACCAAGAUGAAUCGGGCGAUCGAAGGACGUGCGAAGCGAUUGCUCGUUCGGCGUUGGCGAGGGGGCAUAAUGUGUUGAUCGAUCGGCAGAACUUUGAUCGGGCGCAGAGAAAGGUUUGGGUGCAAUUAGCGAGGGAGUUCAAAGGGGUUAGAGUCGGGGCUUGGGUUAUGGGAACCAGUUUGGAGGUCAGUCGGCUCGAAUGGGAUCUCAGGUGGCGGUCGCUCUGCUGAUGUGGGGGGGUUCACGUCGUCGACUAGGAUUGCAAAUCACGUCUCAUGUACCGCCAAGAUCACCCGACGAUCAAAGAUGCCCAACUCGGUAUUCGGCUCUUGAACCAAUUUCUCAAACAAUGGCAAGAACCCCACCCCAACGAAGGCUUUGACAGCCUCAUGAUCCUCCGUCCUUUACCUCCCUCGAACGCCAUGACACCCGAACUACUCGAAUCCCUCCUUUCUCAACUUUGGACUUCAGCUGUUACCAACGGAAAACGACCAGUCAUGAAUGAUGGUACGUUCGGCCCUGCCCCGAUCGUCUCCCCUUGGAAUACCACGACUUCGUCGCCUUACAAACCUGGUCCGGGGAAAGGUCAGAUGAGCUUGGACUCGUUUGGGUUCGCGAGUCAGACACCACCGCCCCCGCCUCCGUUCCGCGGAUAG